This is a messenger RNA of Pomacea canaliculata, 3435 nucleotides long. RefSeq lists its product as uncharacterized. The record is from RefSeq and is a predicted model, not a curated record. Bases 316 to 915 code for a protein of 199 amino acids. The transcript is spliced from 6 exons. NCBI's taxonomy places the organism in Eukaryota, Metazoa, Mollusca, Gastropoda, Architaenioglossa, Ampullariidae.
CUGCGUCUUGUUUUCAGCUCACAGAUUGUAGGGAGCUGGCACAGUUUUGUAAUCUCUUGGCAGACCAGUAGGCAUACCCUUGGCGCUGCUGGUGUAUGCAUCGCAGUUUCUGGAGGUCAACCUUAUUUCGUAUUUUCCGACUUGUCUUUUGAUGCUAAUGUCGAUGACCCUUCGCUAAGUGAAACGAAAAUAUAAAGAGUUUGGAAACUCGCAGAAGUAGGUUAAUAAAGGAUAUUACUUCACUUAUUCUGAAUACAUUACUUAGGACUGGGAGUACAGCAGGAAUCAUAAACUCGGCAACAACCAGCUUAGAGGAUGCUGACUACAAGUCUAGUGGCUCUGGCGCUCCUUCUCAACUUAGGGGUGGCCCAGAACACAAACAUACCCACUUGUACUAAUACACCCGAUCCCGUUCAGAGGCGUGUGUGGGAGUGUCCACCUCGUGCUGUGUGUGCGGACGAGUGGCUGGUCGUGAGGGACUGGCAGAACGGUACAAUGUGUCGCGAGCGCCGUGUGAUGAACAACUGCCAGUGUCCAACUGACCACACGUGUCCUGUCGGCAACUCAGCUCACCUUCUCCACGUCAACGCCAAGCACAGACAGUAUUUGUGUGAACCUAAAUGCAAUAUAGACAUGUGCGGAUCAGCCAAUCGCAGAAAUGCAGAGGAGAUGGUGCAGCAGUCGGAUGGCCCGACCUUCUACCGUAUCAACUGUCGCUGUCCGGGCCAUAACUAUCCACUGGAAUCUGUGCCCGGUGAGCUUCGGCGUGCCACGCGGUUCUUUCGCAUUCGCUUCCAUUUUCAAGGAACGGGACCUGUCCAGUCUAUUCAUGAGUAUCGUUGUUCCAAUGCAGGCACCAUCUUCACUACGCGAUCGGACACAUGCCCUGACACUGGAAGUGUACGCCUUCGCUGACGUCAGUAGCUUCUGAAAGCAGCAGUCGACGGGCGAGAAAACGGCACAAAAACUUGCAUCAUUGACAGCCAGACAUACCAUUAGAGAAGACAGUUCAGGAAUAUAAAUCAUCUAUAAGAUCUGGAAUGAAGUGAUGUCAAGAUUGUGCGGCGACGUACCAGAUGUUUGAUGAGCAUCACAUAAAUACUUUGAGCCUUCAUGAGAACAACCUAACCUGCGAUGACAAAGACUGCAGAAAAUAAUACUGUACAACAUGAUGUCAAUCGAUCUUAACUCUUUUUAGUGUAAAUGAAGAUUUGAAAACUUAUUUAAACGUAUUAUUUCAAUAAACAUUAAUUCUCAGACGAUGAAUUGUCAAAUGUAUCGAACACGUCUCUAAGUUUUUAGGGUUGGAAACAAGGGGAAGUAAUUUUAUAGAUUACCAUUAUCUGUCCCUUAGACCUAGUGGGUCUUCGGGGAAAUGGAAGACAUUAUCAUCCCUUCUUGCUAACUUUGUUGGUUUUCUUUAAGUCUCUUGCGCCGAACUAGAGGCUAGUCCGUUGCUGGAUGUAGUCCAUUCAUUUCUUCUUUUGUCUGCCUCUUCUUCUUCAUCUAUGGACUGUUCUCUGGAAGAUCCUCUUUGCAAGUCCUGAUGAUCUUGGGAUAUGCCACAUCAACUUGCGUCUUUGAAUUGUGGAGCCCAGUUGUCCUAUAUCGUAACUCCUUACUGUCUUUUUCUUGAGCGCCGAGAUCAUACUCUUAGGAGUGUGAGUAUGCGCUUUACAAACUUUGCAUUUAUUAUUAUUGCUAAUGUGGUCUUUUUACGACAUAUGAAGUGUCCACCUAUAGCACCUUACCUUCCUGGACUGUACUAUUCUCUGCAAGUCUUUGUAAGAGACCAAGUCGUGCAUACGUAUAAGAAGAGGGAGAUAACCAGGGAACGUCUUCGCCUGAUUUUGGAGUAGAAAGAGAUGUCACUGCCAUUCUAGGUGUAUUUCAGACUGACGUGCUCAACUGUUGUUUGGGGAGAACCUCUGGUUUUGAGACUUUGAUUCAAAGUAUUUGAAACUGGAGUAUCAUACCCUUAACUUGAUGUCUAAGCUACGUCAGUGUUGAUGGUCAUAAGCUUUGUCCGUAUGAUGUUGAGGUUUUUUUCACGGUGUUCAAAAAGAUAAGCAAAUCUUAACCUAUUUAAUACCUGUCUAAUCUGUCAUCGAGGUAAGUCGGUGAUCGUCCUGCCUCUAAAUUUCUUCUAGUGCAUCUGAUAUAUUUCUUUCCAGGAAGAUAAUUUAUGGGAGAGUAUACAUCAUUGUCAAACUCAACUCCUGUUCUGCACCAUACGCCUUUGCUUCAAAAGACUGCACUAGCUGUAUUGUCAGAGAGCUAUGAAGUUAAUAAAUUGGCACUUUAUUAUUCAAGAACAGUUGUACUCAAUAACCAGAGACGAUAUUGUAACGAAAUAACUGUUAUGCAGCUGAGUGAGAGAAUAUUUUCUGAAGUUACUACAUCUGAAAGAAAGUUCACGAUAAAUAUUCUGAAGAUGGAUUCAAGACCUGAGAUACACUGACCUGUUUGACAGACGUGAGGUUUCAUGUACCUGAAUAUACAGCUGAGGACAGUUUCAAUAGCCUCUACAAGAAAACUUUGAAAUAAAUGUGUUAUCAUCUACAGCUCUUACUUUCUUUGAACAUCUCUCUUCUUCAGACAAUCAGGAAUCUCGAUCAUCAUUGUUUCGUGGAUCUCACAUCAACGCAGUCUCCCUCUGUGGGAUCAAGCACUUCCGACCCGUCAGUGUUGUCUCAGCUGGAUUACUGUAACAGUGUCAUCCGUUUGCUGAUGGUUGUAUUUCUUUAAUGCAUGAUUUGUUUGCGGUCUUUAGGUAGUUAUAUUUUACUUAUGAUGUUUACGCAUCAAAAGUCUGUUUUAUUGUAUUGUAAGUUUUUAGUUUAUUUUAAAAGUAGUUUACUAUAUGUACAUAAGUCGGUGAUUAGAGCUUGUUUUCAAUGUGUACAUAAGUCGGUGAUUGGAAGGUGUUUUUAAUGUCCUUACACCACCUAGGUGUCUGAAAAAAAUCAAUGACUCCAGAGGUAAAGUAAAAAUUAUAAAGUAUAAAUUCGGGAAAUAAUGUAGUUUUCAGGAUCUUUUCCUUUUAGACACACUGUUGCAACAGUUGUUAAUAUGUAACUGUCACAGGACCUGUAAAGUAUACGUGUAUAAGUAAAUAAGUAAUUUUUGCAUGCAAUGAAAGGAACGUAGAAAUUAAACUGUAUGUAAAGAUAGUAGAAUAUACUUCUUCAUGUCAAUUAAAAUAGGCAGUUGUCUCACUGAUAAUCAAGAUAUACCCCGUAUAUGAUAAACACCUUUAAAAAGCUGCUAUAGCAAAAGAGGUAAGACAUUCUCAGGCUUUUUCUUAGACAUAUGACUCCAAAGCGGAUGAUGAAGUAAUGUCUAACUCAAAGAUGUCUAUAUGAUAAUACUAGACAUUAGAGAAUGUUUGGAAAAUGAGUCAGAUAACUUCUAUUAAAUCCAGAUCUUAGACUU